This is a messenger RNA of Paramecium tetraurelia, 567 nucleotides long. RefSeq lists its product as uncharacterized. The record is from RefSeq and is a predicted model, not a curated record. The transcript has a single exon. Lineage: Eukaryota; Ciliophora; Oligohymenophorea; Peniculida; Parameciidae.
AUGUCAUAAAUAGUUUUGGUUGUUGGUCCUUUGAGAGCUGGUAAAAGCAGCUUAAUAGAUGCUCUCACUUAUGGAUAGCUUCAUAAGGAAAUUUAUACUUAGGAUAUUCAUUUCUAAGUAAAAUUAGCAAAAAUCGCUUAACAUAGAGUUUACGAAGUCCAAUCUAUAGAAUGGGAUGGAAAACCAUUAGGCCUAAUCGAAUUUUAUUCUAAUCUUGCUGAUUUAGUCUUGAUCGUAGUUAAUAUUUGCGGAAAUUAUGACUAAAUGGAUUAAGUUCAGGAACUAUAUUUAACAAUCUCUAAUUCUUCAAAUAGAAAAUAAUAAAUCACUCUAAUAGGCAACUGGAACGGAUAAACUCAAAGAAAUUAAUAAUUAUGUUAAAGUAUAAGUAGAUUUGCAAAAUUAAAUGACAUAAAACUAUAUGAACUAGAUAGUAUAAAUCUGAUUAAUGUUUAAAUGGAAUUUCAUUACAUAAGAAAUUAAUAUUCUAUUUUUGAUGACAUUUUCAAUAAAAAUAAAAAUACUAUAUUGUAAAUUGCAUCGUAAGCUGUUACAAUAUUUAAGUGA